This is a messenger RNA of Neurospora tetraspora, 3249 nucleotides long. Its product is annotated as kinase-like domain-containing protein. Gene Ontology annotation, biological process: negative regulation of G2/MI transition of meiotic cell cycle; protein phosphorylation. Gene Ontology annotation, molecular function: protein tyrosine kinase activity; ATP binding. The transcript has 2 exons. Gene Ontology annotation, cellular component: cytoplasm; nucleus. Bases 1 to 3249 code for a protein of 1082 amino acids. NCBI's taxonomy places the organism in Eukaryota, Fungi, Ascomycota, Sordariomycetes, Sordariales, Sordariaceae. The record is from RefSeq and is a predicted model, not a curated record.
AUGUCAUAUCCGAAUGGGAGUGGGGGUACGCUUACCCUACCCUCGCCGACACACAUCCAUUCCGUUCGAUCGUUACGAAGAUCCAUUGCACGAUCACCCUCCAGAGCUCGCCAAGCUUCGACUACGCCAGCCGGUUCACCACAGUCCCUUUCCUCACUCGCUGUUUCACUUUCGCAACGGCCUUUGCGUGAAGGUUCUACUCCGCUCAAACCCAGCGAGCGUCUCUCGGCCCGUUCGUUGAGACCUUCCAGACCGGUCAACAGGCCGUUAUCCAGGUCACGAAUGUCCCAAAAGAGUCCCCUGAGAAGGUGCUUUGGCUCCCACAGGGACUCGGGCAACCCCAUCCCACCAUCCGUCUCGGCUCCUGAAGCCCGUCCCCGCUGCGGAAGCCAUUCCUCGCGCAGCCCUAGCCCGAUAGCAAGCCCCGAGGCAAGCCCGGUCCAUCAUACCGAGGUGACAUUGAUCAUGGACCACGCUACUCUGGGAAGCCCAGUCCCUAAGCGGCGCAGUCUGGGUGUCGGGGCUAACCUCCUCGAUGACCCUCCAGCGACAUCGCACCCGUUCGACGCCGAUGACGAUGCGCCCAAAGGAUACGAACUGCGGUCGUCCACUCGCCGUACCACCCCUCCUCAGGAUUCUGUGGCCUCGCCUGACGUUUCGAGCCUACCCAAACGAACGACCUCUCUCCGCAAGAGUACUUUACAGCAACGCCAUGAUGAUCAACGCAUCUCGUUGGGUCGGCGUGUUGGAGAGAAACAGCUGAACCAGGCACCAAAAGUUGUUGCUCCUGCUACUAGCACAACCCGGACCAGGCCAAGGCUGUCCCUCGAUCAGUAUCUCCCGCCUGAUGACCGCGGCAGCCCCUUUACUCAGGCGCCUUUGCCCAGCGCCUCGGUUCAUCCGUUUCCUCGGCCGCCAGCCCAGCGUCACCCCUUGUCUCGGACUAUCACACAGUCUUCGUCUGGCUCUAGCCUCCCCGAUGAGUCGCCCACGCAUCCUCCUGUGAGCUUGGGCGAAAAGCCCAGGGUACCUCUGAACUUCUCACAGUCACUGCCUUUGGGAGCUCGCCCCCUAGGUGCAAAGAUCCCACCGCCCGUGGCUACACCAAAAUACAAGCGAGCCAAGCCAUUUCAGGCUGCCUUCAUGUCAACAGGACUGGUGUCCAAGAUGAACCGAAACCCCGAGGCUGGCCCGCCUAAGCGUCCUGGAGAUAAUUCCGGGAUUAUGCCCGACACUCCUUGCAAGAAGCAGCCUUACGACUCUUCAACGUUUCCCCCAAAACCGCUGGGAAGUGCCAGGCGGUCCAGAUUGUCUUUUGGCACUGCAACUACCCCUCUUCCUGAUGCUUCGAGCACGCCGCGCGGCAGCCCAUUCGCUCCCCAGGACCGAUCCGCAAGUCUGUUCUUCAAGCAAAUUCGUGGAAAUAACCUUCGAAGAGCAAGUCUGUUGAGUUUUGAGGGCGAGGAUGCAGGAGACUCACCUGAGUCCGAUGACUUUCCCCCGCCAACACCGACUAAGAGUCUUUUCAAGUCACAAUCAACGCCAGCACACCCGCAACAGGCACAGAUGACCCCCACUGCCACACGGUUUACGCAUUCUGCGUCUGCUUUCGGCAUUAGCAAGGAGCACAGCACACCGAGCUCAAGCUUCGGAUUUACAAGUCCACUGGGUCCUCACAGCAACGGGCAGACAGAUCGUCCCACCACGGCCGACGGUAAACCUCUUCCGGCUGGCAUCAAAGACUCGCCGCGGAUGAGCCAGUCUCUUCCUUCCUUCACCAUGCGCCGCGGACGCGGCAACUCCUUCACCACCCCUGCCCCCGUCAAGACCAACCCCACCAUAGUGGAAGCCUCAGAACGGCAUACACCUGAUUCAGCUAGCCCUUUGAAUCCAAGGAAUCCUAAGACACCUUCGGAAACUAUGGGCCCGCCCGACGGAAGUUAUCUGUCGAUCUCAAAUGCUCGCAAAGGCAGUGUCAAGUUUGCUCGGUCGCCGUCGACACCUACAACACUCGUAGGCCAAGGAUUUCCGUCAGCAACACCAGAAGGGCAGCCACUUGCCAAGGGACAGAACCGUCGACUCAGCUCUACGCCCCAAAACUUGAAUGCCCCCAACAAUGUCGAUGAAGCAGUGUAUAGUCGCUUCGACAAGGCUGAGGUGAUUGGCGGUGGUGCCUUUUCCCAAGUGUAUCGUGUUGUCCAACGCUCCACAAUGGCUUCCUUUUCUUCGUCGUUUACAUCAACUCCUGGCAGACAUACGCCCGCGGUUGAGAAGGUCUAUGCUGUCAAGAAGAUCGCUUUCUCUGGCCAUAGUGAGAAGCAACGCGAAAGCAAAAUGCGCGAGGUCACCGUUUUGAAGGCCCUGAGUACUUCUGACAAGAUCGUGCACUAUGUCGAUAGCUGGGAACAAAAUGGAUGUCUGUACAUCCAGACUGAGUAUUGCACCGAAGGCAGUCUUGACGCAUUCCUCAGAGAGGUUGGGCAGAACGGCAGGAUGGAUGAUUUCCGCAUCUGGAAGACAUUGCUUGAACUAAGCCAGGGACUUUCCGCUAUUCACGGCGCUGGCUUCAUUCACCUGGAUCUGAAACCUGCCAACAUCUUCAUCGGGUUCGACGGCUAUCUUAAGAUCGGCGACUUUGGAUUCGCAGUUCCAUGGCCGGCUCCCAAAGGGGUCGAGGGCGAAGGUGACCGAGAAUACAUUGGGCCUGAGAUCUUGUUGGGACAGUACGACAAGCCAGCCGAUAUCUUUGCUCUCGGGCUUAUCAUCUUGGAGAUUGCUUGCAAUGUCUAUCUUCCCGACAACGGUCCCACGUGGCAGGCCCUUCGAAAUGGCGAUUUGACGGUUGUGCCUAGUCUUACCUCGAGUGAUGCUAGCGGUAUUGUCCGGGAUGCACAGACUGUUACCGAGGAUGGCGAUCUCUCCGCCAGUCAGGAACGUCGCAAUCUUUCUUUCAGCUCAGUCACAUAUGACCCGAGCAACUUGUUUGGUGCGCAAAAGAGAAGCGAGCUCCAGGAACCCCCAAGGUUCAUGAUGGAUGCCAAUGAUCCGCAUUCGCUAGACAGCGUUGUCCGGUGGAUGAUCCAGCCUGAGCCUGCGAAUCGACCUACGGCCGAGGAUCUACUGAAGAUAGAGUCCGUUGACUGGGUUGCUUGCCGCAGGACCGCCGGGGCAACGGUGUACGAAGGCAACUGGGGCUUGGAGACCGCUUCGACCACGGAACAGUUCGAUACGACGAUGACUGACGUUUGA